AUGUCUCCUUCACUAGCAGGGAAAGUCGCGAUCGUGACCGGAUCCUCUCGUUCUAUCGGCGCCGCCACCGCGACGCACCUUGCCUCGCUCGGCGCGAAUGUGGUCAUCAACUACGUCUCGAGUGCCUCCGCGGCCCAGGCUGUUGCCGACGCGAUAAACAAGCAGGGUGCCGGGAAGGCUAUCAUCGUCAAGGCCGACGCCGGUUCCAUCGCCGACAACAAGCAUCUCGUGGACGAGACACUGAAGACGUUCGGUCGGCUUGAUAUCGUGGUCCUCAAUGCGGGGUUGAUGGACAACCAGAAGCUGGAGGACGUGACGGAGGAGGCCUUCGCUAAGCAAUUCGACACGAAUGUCAAGGGUCCACUGUUCCUCGUUCAGGCCGCGGCGAAGCACAUGUCCACAGGGGGCAGGGUCAUCUUCUUCUCUACCUCAUUGACGCAGGCAUCGGGUGUGCCGCCCAACUACCUCGUCUAUGCAUCGACGAAGGGAGCCGUCGAGCAGCUCACGCGCGUGCUCGCGAAGGAUCUGGGUACGCGCGGUAUCACUGUGAACACGGUCGCACCAGGCCCUAUCGACACCGACAUGUUCCGCGCCGGGAAGACUGAGCAACAGAUCAACUUCUUUGCCGGCAUGCAUCCCGAGAAGCGCUUGGGCACUACGGACGAGGUCGGGAACGUCGUAGCGUUCCUGGCUAGCGAAGAAGCAAGCUGGGUGAACGGCCAAACGCUUAUGGUGAACGGGGGGUUCGCCGUAUGAUGGGCAGAGGCGGACAGUAUGGGACGUUAUCAAUUGUGUGGCGCUUGUACGAAUAUCAGUCGAACUCGAUGAGACUUGAACCUUGAU
This is a messenger RNA of Trametes versicolor FP-101664 SS1, 843 nucleotides long. Its product is annotated as NAD-P-binding protein. The transcript is spliced from 3 exons. The record is from RefSeq and is a predicted model, not a curated record. Gene Ontology annotation, molecular function: oxidoreductase activity. Lineage: Eukaryota; Fungi; Basidiomycota; Agaricomycetes; Polyporales; Polyporaceae. Bases 1 to 756 code for a protein of 251 amino acids.